GAGCGCGGCGGCCACGGCGCCGGCGGGGCGGGGGUGAAGGAGGCUCAGUGCGGCCGCCCGGCAGGGCCGCGGCAUGGGGCGGGUGCAGCUCUUCGAGGUCCUCCUGAACCACGGCCGCGUCGUCUACAGCCCGGGGGAACCGCUGGUGGGGGCCGUGCGCGUGCGCCUGGCGGCGCCGCUGCCCUUCCGAGCCAUCCGCGUGACCUGCACGGGGUCCUGCAGGGUCUCCAACAAGGCCAACGACUCGGCCUGGGUGGUGGAGGAGAGCUACUUCAACAGUGCCCUGUCUCUGGCCGACAAGGGGAGCCUGCCUGCUGGAGAGCACAGCUUCCCCUUCCAGUUCCUGCUUCCUGUCCCUGCUCUCUGUCCAGCCACGGCUCCCACGUCCUUCGAGGGCCCUUUUGGGAAGAUUGUACACCAGGUACGGGCCACCAUCGACACACCACGUUUUUCCAAGGAUCACCAGUGCAGCCGCGUCUUCUACAUCUUGAGCCCCCUGAACCUGAACAGCAUCCCAGACAUCGAGCAACCCAAUGUGGCCUCCACCACCAAGAAGUUCUCCUACAAGCUGGUGAAGACGGGCAGCGUGGUCCUCACGGCCAGCACCGACCUCCGAGGCUACGUGGUAGGGCAGGUGCUGAGGCUGCAGGCAGACAUUGAGAACCAGUCAGGCAAGGACACCAGCCCGGUGGUGGCCAGUCUGCUGCAGAAAGUGUCCUACAAGGCCAAGCGCUGGAUUUACGACGUGCGGACCAUCGCCGAGGUGGAGGGAGCCGGCGUCAAGGCCUGGCGGCGGGCUCAGUGGCAGGAGCAGGUUCUGGUGCCCGCCCUGCCUCAGUCUGCCCUGCCGGGCUGUAGCCUCAUCCACGUGGACUACUAUCUGCAGGUCUCCCUGAAACAACCGGAAGCUGUCGUGACGCUCCCAGUCUUCAUCGGCAACAUCGCUGUGAACCACGUCCCACUGAGCCCCCGGCCAGGCCCCGGCCUGGUGGUGCCCUCAGCGCCGCCCCAGGAGGAGGCGGAGGCUGUGGCCAGCGGCCCUCACUUCUUCUCGGAUCCUGUCUCUCUCUCCACCAAGAGCCACUCCCAGCAGCAGCAGCUGCAUGCAGCCCUUGGCUCUGUGCCCCAUGGUGCCCCAGAACCCCGUCCUCAGGAUGGCAGCCCUGCCCCGCACCCUCUGCCACCUCCCUUGUGCAUCUCCACAGGUGCCACCGUGCCCUACUUUGCAGAGGGUUCUGGAGGUCCGGUACCCACCUCCAGCACCCUGAUCCUCCCCCCAGAGUACAGCUCGUGGGGCUACCCCUAUGAGGCCCCGCCGUCCUAUGAGCAGAGCUGUGGUGGUGUGGACCCUGGCUUGACCCCGGGGAGCUGACCCCAUGCCACCUCCUCUCGAUGGGCGGCCCUCUGCCCUGGGACUGGGCUCCCAGGACCUCGUGCCUUCACUCCUGGCCUGGCCCGGCCCACUCAGGACCCGCUGCUGCCCGCUCUUCCUGUGGCCUCUACCUCCGGACCAGCCUCUGCCCCGGCCAGCCUCCUCAGCUCCCCAGCAGUCGGCCUCUCCCAGGGGGUUGGGGCCUAGAGAGAUGCGGUGUAAAUAAAGUGCUUCAUUUGUA
Messenger RNA from Bubalus bubalis (water buffalo), 1613 nucleotides. RefSeq names its product arrestin domain containing 1 (gene ARRDC1). Gene Ontology annotation, biological process: protein transport. The record is from RefSeq and is a predicted model, not a curated record. The coding region runs from base 74 to 1372 and encodes 432 amino acids. The transcript is spliced from 8 exons. Gene Ontology annotation, cellular component: cytoplasm. Gene Ontology annotation, molecular function: ubiquitin protein ligase binding; ubiquitin-like ligase-substrate adaptor activity. Lineage: Eukaryota; Metazoa; Chordata; Mammalia; Artiodactyla; Bovidae.